CAAGUCUGAACAUAUCGCAGCGAGCGGCUUGUCAGUCAAGGAGCAGCGCCCCUCGUCGGGCAGCAGCCCUUGCCCAACGUCCCCCUGUAACUUCAAUGCGCUGAGAGAGCCAACGACCAGUUAUUCGCCAACUCAUCCAAGCCAAUCAAAAAAAACAACGACCAGAGGAUGAUUUACUGACAUCGCUCCACCUUCUCAAACUAUUUAAAUACUCCCUGCAGAGAGACCUGUCACUAAGUGCGAUAACAGAUUGGAGGCUGAAAAAGUAGCGAGCUUGAAUUCAUUAUUACUGUUAUUUUCUAAACAGUACAGAAGAAAAACAAAUUAACCAGGAACCAUGGCUAAUAACGACAAACUUGCAAACGCAGCAGCUCAAGGGGACAUUGGCAAGGUGAUGAAAAUGGGUUGUCCGGCCGUUUGUCGGCUUCUCCUGGAACACGGAGCAGACCCCAACCGGCAGGAUAAUCAGCAAAUCGCAUUAAUCCACGAUGUGGCCAGGGAAGGCUUCUUGGACACGCUGAAAGUCCUGGUAGAAUUCGGGAUGGCUGACACCAAUCUCCGAGACAAAAACAACUGUCUUCCCAUCGAUCUGGCAAAGCAAAAUAACCACUGGGAAGUGGUGAAAUACCUAGGUAAUCUGAAGCAAGGCGAUUGAGUGGCUGUAUUUUUAUAGGGGGAAGACAUCUUUAUUUUAGUUUUGAUUUUCAGAGGUACACUGGAUGGCAAGGACAUUUUAAAAACAUUUUUGAUAUUGUUAUAAGUGUACAGAUUCUAAAUAAAAAUACUGUAAAUACAACAAAGAUGUUUUAGGAAUUAGUAUAUAGAGGCGCAGAUGGAACAUUUACAGUAACAUCUUUCGACAUGUUAUUUGUAGAUAAAUCACUACGUUUACAAUAAUAAGACAUGAUUGUAGCUUAUGAUUUCUAAAAAUAAAUCUCCUACAUUACUCAACCAAACUCCGGGCACUUUUCCUUACCUCUCUUUCUGCCAUCCCAUUUCCUAAUACCUCGCCAUUUCCUUUUAAGGCGCGUUUUUAUGCCUAAUUUAGGUUGACAUGGUUUUCCAGUGUCUUUAAUAGCUGCAAUAACUAGUCUAUAGGGCUGGUUGGACCCAAGAGUUUGACUGGCUUUUAUAAUUUCUAUGUACAGUCUUUUUACUGUAACCUGUAAACGCUGCUGAU
Messenger RNA from Carcharodon carcharias (great white shark), 1180 nucleotides. RefSeq names its product cyclin-dependent kinase 4 inhibitor B-like. The transcript is spliced from 2 exons. Gene Ontology annotation, cellular component: nucleus. Gene Ontology annotation, biological process: negative regulation of cell population proliferation; regulation of cyclin-dependent protein serine/threonine kinase activity. Lineage: Eukaryota; Metazoa; Chordata; Chondrichthyes; Lamniformes; Lamnidae. The record is from RefSeq and is a predicted model, not a curated record. The coding region runs from base 338 to 655 and encodes 105 amino acids. Gene Ontology annotation, molecular function: protein kinase binding; cyclin-dependent protein serine/threonine kinase inhibitor activity.